AGUGAUCGUCCCAGCUUAGCCUCACAAGUAUGUCUGAGCAACACGUACAGUCGGUGUUACCUUCUCACACAGCAAAGAGAGCCGCGAGGACCAAUGGAGACUCAUGUACUUCUGAGCCUAACUUUUACUCUUCUCUACGUGCAGCAGCUGCGCGGUGUGGCAGGUGCUUGUUCCGCGGGCAGCGCCACGACCUGCAAUGAGUGCCUGCAGCUGGGACCGCAGUGCGCCUGGUGCGUCCGACAGAACUUCACAGAUUCUUUUUCUGUGAGUGAGAGGUGUGACACAGUGGAGAUCCUAGAGCAAAAGGGAUGUAGCAGGGAGUUCACUGAGUUUCCCAGCACCAGUGUUCUGAUCCACCAGAACAGGCCCUUGGGAAAGAGAGAUGCCAGUGCCAAUGUCACUCAGAUAGCACCACAGAGAAUGUCACUGAAUCUUAGACCAGGCAGUAAGGUCACUUUCCAAAUUCACGUACAGCAAACGGAGGACUAUCCCGUGGAUAUGUACUACCUGAUGGACCUGUCAGCCUCCAUGUUUGAUGAUCUGCAAACAAUCAAAAAUUUGGGGUCCACUCUGUCGAAGGAGAUGGCCAAGCUGACAAGUAAAUUCAGGCUGGGCUUUGGAUCAUUUGUUGAGAAACCAGUCCUCCCCUUUAUUAAAAUCACGCCUGCAGAGUUAGAGAACCCCUGCAGGAGUGUUGGUACGACCUGUCUGCCCACUUUUGGAUACAAGCACGUUCUUUCACUUACCAGCAGUGCAGAGAAGUUCAACGAAAUCAUCAGUAGCCAACAGGUUUCAGGCAACGUCGACAUUCCUGAAUGUGGCUUUGAUGCCAUCAUGCAGGCAGCUGUUUGUGGGGACAAAAUAGGCUGGAGGAAUGAUUCUAUGCGCCUCGUGGUGUUUGUCAGUGAUGCCGACUCACACUUUGGAAUGGACAGUAAAAUGUCAGGAAUUGUUAUUCCUAAUGAUGGAAAGUGUCACCUGGAUAGCAACAAUGAGUAUUCCAAAUCUACCAUCAUGGAGUACCCUACGCUUGGGCAGCUUAUUGACAAGCUGGUAGAAAAUAACAUCCUGCUAAUGUUUGCUGUCACUGCAAACCAGAAAAGUAAUUAUGAGAAUUAUGCAAAUCUCAUCCCUGGGGCCACUGUUGGAGUCCUUGAACAUGACUCAAGGAACAUCCUUGAACUGAUCAUGACUGCAUAUAAAGAGCUGCGGUCAGAAAUUGACCUGGAAGUACAAGGAGACACAGACGGUCUGCAGAUGUACUUCACAGCCAUUUGCCACGAUGGCAGUGUUCUUCCAGGACAGAAGCGCUGCUCCAACGUAAAGGUUGGAGACAUGGUGUCCUUCAAUGUGACUGUGGAGCUGUCGGAGUGCCUGCCACGGCCCAAGCGCUUCUCUGUCAAGCCUUUAGGCUUUCAGGAUGCACUAGAGGUGGAGCUGAUGGCCAUGUGUGAGUGUGACUGCCACCAUCAACGUGAGUCCAACAGCACGCACUGCGGUGGCAGCGGCCAGGGUUCCCUUGAGUGCGGGACAUGUGUGUGCUCUGCUGGAUACAUGGGACCAAACUGUGAGUGCACCGAGGACAGCAUGAACACCGACAACUGUCGUGUCGGCCCUGAGGCGGAAUCCUGUAGUGGCCAGGGAGAGUGCUACUGUGGCCAGUGUGUCUGCCACCCCUCCAACUUUGGGCGCAUCUAUGGGGCCUACUGCGAGUGUGACAACUUCUCCUGUGUCCGCUUUCGCGGGGAGCUUUGUGGGGGCCAUGGUGAUUGUGACUGUGGGCAAUGCGUGUGCCACAAUGGCUGGAUAGGCGAGUACUGCAACUGUAGCAGCAGCACAGAGGCCUGUGUGUCUCCAGAUGGGAUGCUCUGCAGUGGUCGGGGCAGGUGUGUCUGUGGCCAGUGCAUGUGUUCUGCAACUGGAGCCUCAGGCAAGACUUGUGAGAGAUGCCCCACCUGUGGAGACUUCUGCAGCUCCUCCAAGGGCUGCGCCGAGUGCCACCUGCAAGAAGAACACCCUGAGAAGUGUUAUCAUAAGUGCAGUGUCUCUCAUAUCAGCGUCAACCACACCACAGUUUCAGAGGAUGUUGUGGGCCAGGCUGUGGUGUGCUUCCUGCCGACUGAGAAUGGGUGUGCUCUUUCAUUCGCUGUGAUGUCCGGAGAGCAGGGCAACGUCAUCUACAACCUCAAGGUAUCCGACUGCCCUAAACCACCAAACAUAGCGAUGAUUGUGCUGGGAGUUUCCCUGUCAGUCCUUACAAUCGGAAUCAUCUUGCUGGGAAUCUGGAAGCUGCUUGUGUCUGUUCAUGACCGAAAAGAAGUGGCAAAAUUCGAGGCAGAGAGGGCCAAGGCAAAAUGGCAAUCGGGAACAAAUCCACUUUUCAGAAGCUCAACAUCAACGUUUAAAAACGUGACAUACAAAAAUACCGGGAAACAAAAGCUAACAUUAUAACGGAUGGCUACUAACAGUUACUUCAGUGCAGUGUAGCAAAUGUGUUUGAAGACCAGUUGAGUUUAUCUGUUUUGUCUCUUUACAGUUGUUGCGGACUUUCAGGGAUAUUUCAGUUUUAGAGCAGUUCAAAAUGUGUGUAUAUCUGUUUAGUGCCCAAUGUACUACAUUUUGCUGCUGAUAUACUGUACUACUGAUACAGAUGCUUGGUGGAACACUGGAAUAUUCUUAUAUUUUGUUGCUGUUUCUUGU
Messenger RNA from Scleropages formosus (Asian bonytongue), 2700 nucleotides. RefSeq names its product integrin, beta 6 (gene itgb6). The coding region runs from base 94 to 2451 and encodes 785 amino acids. Gene Ontology annotation, molecular function: integrin binding. Lineage: Eukaryota; Metazoa; Chordata; Actinopteri; Osteoglossiformes; Osteoglossidae. The transcript has 16 exons. The record is from RefSeq and is a predicted model, not a curated record. Gene Ontology annotation, cellular component: integrin alphav-beta6 complex; focal adhesion; cell surface. Gene Ontology annotation, biological process: integrin-mediated signaling pathway; cell migration; cell adhesion mediated by integrin.